Messenger RNA from Nicotiana tabacum (common tobacco), 2103 nucleotides. Its product is annotated as lipase-like PAD4. Gene Ontology annotation, biological process: lipid metabolic process. Lineage: Eukaryota; Viridiplantae; Streptophyta; Magnoliopsida; Solanales; Solanaceae. The record is from RefSeq and is a predicted model, not a curated record.
UACAUACAUAAAUAUCCUUUAAUUCCUCGAAUCUUACAGUUAGCAACUUUGCCUCAAACUCUUAAUUUCUCACAUAAACUUUGAUAAUUUCGUACGCAAUGGAAUCGGAAGCUUCAUCGUUCGAGUCGAGCGAGACGUUGGCAGCUUUUGUGGCGUCGACGCCGUUGCUGGAGGAGUCGUUGAAGGCUUGCGGCGUCGCCGAUGCCUCGGUGGAUAGCCACUUCGCCGUGAUUAAAGUUGGUGGGACAGCAUAUGUCGCGUUCUCCGGCAUCAAAUUGGCCGCCGGAGUCGACCAAAGUUGCCGGAAUUUGUUGCCGCUUCCCGAUGAACUAUUUUCUGGCUUGUGCAUGGAUGGGACGGAUAAUCCGCCCAUGGUCCAUGCCGGAUUAUUGCAUCUUUUCCAAUCCGUUUACACAAAAAAUUUCUUCCGUAAUCAGAUGGUAGAAAUAAUGAACACGAGCAAGUCAAUAGUCAUAACAGGACACUCAGUUGGAGGAGCAAUUGCUUCCCUCUUAGCUCUUUGGCUUCUCUCCCACCCGCAAAAUGUCUGUUCAUUAAUUUGCAUUACUUUUGGCUCUCCAAUGCUUGGCAAUGAGUCCUUUUCCCAAACCAUUCUUCAAGAAAGAUGGGCUGGACAUUUUUCCCAUGUGGUUUCACAGCAUGAUAUAGUGCCAAGACUGCUCUUUGCCCCUUCUCCUACCCCACUUAUUGCACUGGCUUCGUCUUCUUGUUCUUUCCAGUUUAUUUUUCACUUAUCAGAGGAAAACAAGACUCAGCUAUUCCGCGUUGUGUUGGCUUCUCUUGAAGUUAUAUCAAAAGGUGAAUGUAAGAGUUCAUUUUGGCCCUUUGGAAGCUACUUGUUCUUCACCAACAUGGGUGCAGUUUGUGUCGAUAAUGGGAUGCUUAUCGUUAAGUUGCUUUACUUGAUGUUACUGAAUGGUUCACCAAGUUCUAGCCUCGAGGAUCAUCUUGGUUAUACGCAUUAUAUUCAGAAACUUCAUUGGCAAUUUAUAGAGAGUAGAAGCUUCAUGGGAGGCAAUCUACCUGAGGCAAGCUAUGAAGCAGGGAUAACAUUGGCGCUGGAGUCGCUAGGAAUAGCUUCUCAUGAAUUGAAUUCAGAAGAUGCUAAGAAGGCCCUGAAAGAGGCAAAAAAGUCAGGUCGAACUCGCAACCUUAAUAGUGCCAUCCUUGCAAUUGAUUUAUCCAAGAUCAAUCCACUAAGAGCACAAAUAGAGUGGUAUAAAGCAUCCUGUGAUAAAUCUAGUGAUCAAAUGGGAUAUUACGAUUCGUACAAGCAACGAGGCAAACGAGGUGCCUCGAAAAGAGACUUUAAGGUCAAUAUGAACAGGAUCAGACUUGCAAAGUUUUGGGAUUCUGUGAUUGACAAGUGGGAAAAGAAUCAAUUGCCUUAUGAUUUUCACAAGCGUGCGAAGUGGGUAAAUGCUUCUCAGUUCUACAAACUCCUCGUAGAGCCACUCGAUAUCGCAGAGUACUAUAGGAGUGGGAUGCAUCAUGUGAAAGGCCACUAUAUGAAGCACGGUAGGGAGAGAAGGUACAAGAUUUUUGAUACGUGGUGGAAUGACGGAGAGGUUGAGAAUGGCACAGAUCAUACUACUGCUGCAAGGAGCAGGUUCGCGAGUUCGACACAAGAUUCAUGCUUUUGGGCUAAGGUUGAGGAGGCAAGAGACAGGCUGAUUAAAGUCAGAGCUGAGGCUGAUGCCAGAAAGUUUGUCAAGAUAUUGGAAGAUAUCACUAAGUUUGAUCAAUAUGCGAGGAGAUUGAUUGAAAAUAAGGAGGUUUCAAUAGAUGUUUUGGCCAAAAACUCAAGCUACACAUUGUUUAUAGAGGAAUGGAAGGAAUUCCAAUCUCAGUUACAGCUGUUCCAACCUUACUUUCCUGGAAUUCCUGAGGGUGAAAUGGUUCCUUAGAUAAAUAUUGCUUGAAGUUUGUGGGUCCAGUUGGGGCAUCAGUAGUAGUAGUAGUAGUAAAGAAGCUCAACUAAAAUAUCUGUUAUAAGUCUUACCUCCAAUCUUAAUGUAAAGAGGAUAUAUCUUUGCAAGGAAAACAGAUAUGAAUUAUAACCAGAUGAUCUAGUCUAAGGAA